GGGCCGAGAUAGAAAACAGCUAUUCGUGACGUUUAUAUGGCGUACAGGAUGUAGCCAACGCAGGCCACAAAGACUGCAGUCGACAAGCUAUAGAGUCACGCGAGUCACACGACACUCAUCCACUCAGGGCGGCAUCACACUUCGAUAGGACGGUGUCUUCAUCUUUCUGGGUUUUUGCCUUAACAAAUGUCGGAGGGAGAAGAUUUGAGGUACAGUAAAAGUUUUCUGUUAACUUGAUUACCGUUUUCCUUUCUCUUUCUCAUAUUUGGAUCCAGGCUAAUGCCCAAGGCAUAGCGCGCGAGUUGCACGCGCUCUUUUGCUUAAAGCCUUAUCUUCUCAGGGUGAUAAAAUAAUUUAAGGUCUAUUUCAAUCAAUUUUUUAUAAAUCAUAUUGAGCAAAGAGUGCAUUUUAGGUAAACAACAGCUGUUUUAGUCAAGUCCCCGAUAUUUUUCUCCCUUUAAGAGAGCUUUAUGGCUAAUAAUGGGUGUAGCCAUAAAUACAAGUUUUACUGGUGUGAAAAAAAAAAAAAUCUAGGGUGGAGCUAAAGAGAAGCUUACGUGAUGUAUCAUGUUUUUCCUCUCUGGGAUUUCACUUUCAGUUUUUUUGUUUUUAGAUAGCAUUACAGAAAUAACGUAACAUUGUUUUGGAAAUAAUUUUCUCAUCUUGGAGAACAAAAUUAUGUUGGAAAUAUUUUAGAUACUAAUUUACAAGAAAUUGUUAUUUUUUCAAGUUUUCUGGGAAUGUAUUAUCCACUAUGUGUUGUACGUGAUAUGCAUCUUAUUAGGAUGUUGUCUUUCUGGCCCACCUUUGGUUGUAGAUUAUUUUCAUGUCCAAAAUUUGACAGCCCACAGCAUUAUUAAACAAGGACAGAAGAUUGUCAUGUCUUUUAACCCUUGAACCUCCUUCUCUCUCAAGAGUUAAAAGGGUAAUGCUUACUGUACGUAAAUGACACUACAUAUUUCUUGAAAUAAGAUAAGGUUGACCUGUUUGCUGCAAAUGGUUUUGUUAUCCUUCUGGUCUGUCUGAUUUGUUACCAACUAAGAACAUCACUUGCUUGUUCUAUCCCUCUGCGUUCCCAGUGGAGCGCUUGCUGCCAGAUGUGUACGUGUAGGGCUUGAGGAAUGUCUGGGCCAGUAGUCUGGGACAAGUAGAUGGGUUUGCUGGGCAAGUAACUGUAACUUUUAAAAGCUCUCCUGCCGAAUGGGCAUUAGGGUCCAGGGACGUCAUAUUCUAACAAAAUCAGUAACCAAGAUGAGCAAGAAAUGGUCCCUGGCUAGAAAAAUUGAAUUUGAGAGAUGCUUGCCCAAAGGACAAGCUGGAACCUGAGAAGCUCAAUCUCAACUUAUCCCUACCUCAUAAGAACGUCCCAUAAAGAGAUUUGUAACCAAAACCUUGUAGUGGAGACAAGUGGCUGUUGAACCGGUUUAUGAUAUUUUUUCUCUGAAGCAGUUUGAUUUUUUCUCUAACUGGUUUGACAAACAAGUUUUAUUUUUUGAAACUGGUGUGUCUUGUAUCAAAGAGUCUAAAUGACCAUCAGGUGGCAUGCAUAUCCUUGGGAUCAUGGGAAGAGAGAGCUGUGCCUUAGAAUGUAACUCCUUACACCAAAAUAACACUCACAUCCAAAUUCUCCAGACUGUUCUCCAUACAUUUUUUUUUAAAGAAUUAGUCGAGAGAGUUUUAUAAAAGAUCUACCGGUAACCAAUAUUUUCCUUUGGUAAUCAUAUAAUGAAUUCUCAUAACCUUCUCUGUUGAUAAUGUAUUGAUGUUGUUGGGAGAAAACUGAUGUUGGUCAUUCAGUUAGUACUUUAAAGGUUAAUGGUAUUCCUCCUUGACGGAAAGCUUAAGGCGCAGCUUUGACCCUCUCACCAAUCUACAGAAAGAAAGAUUUAAACUGAUUGUACAGUUACUCUGUACCUGUAAUGUUUUGGGGUGCUUUUGACAGCUGUCCUGCAUAACUAGUUUCUAAAGUUUAUCUCUCUGUUGUUUGUUUAUUUGAAUUAUGAUGCUCAGGAGAUACAGUAAAUUUUUUCUUAUGAAGAAGUUAUUUCUUCACUAACAAUACAAUUUAUACAUGUGUAUUAUACAUGUCGUCAGCAAUAUGGUGAAUAAUAAUAAAAAAUUGUCACUGUAACAGAGUGAGAGUAUCAUUCAUUCAACAUUUUUUUUGUCAUAAGUAAUCUGUUAUUUAUAUUUUCUGCCUUCCACCAGUUCUACCCUUUUAUAUCAGUGUUCCCUUCUCUGUUCUAAACAGUUUGAAAAAAUUUUUUUUAUGUUAUCUUAGUUUCCUUCUGUAGGACGUACCCUGUAAAUAAUAGACCAUUUUCGACAUAUCAAACUUCAUACUUGGCUCCAAGGCUUGGGGGAAUAAAACAAAAGAAAUGUAUUAUUCAUUACGGAGCCUCAAGAUGAUUUCUUUUAUUUCCCCAAGCCUCACAGCCAAGUGUGAAUUUUAAUAUUAUAUCGGAAUUGGUCUGUAACAGAGCACAGUAACAUACAGUGUAUAUCUACCAUAUGUACAGUCACCCAUCUCUCCCCAAUGGCCACUUUGAUUUGUUUGUCCCAUUAGCCAGUGGACACCACUUUCUUCUGUACUUAAUCAGGCAUCAUGGAGAGGCUGAGCUGUACAAUGUUGUUGUUGUUGUUAUUUUUUUUUCGGGGGGGGGGGGCGGAACUGGUCUUUUUUCACAUGUACUAUAAUUAUUUUUAUUCCUUUAGGCUCCCUUGUCCUGUGGUUCCAGUAUCUGAUCCAGAGGAAGAAGGAUUUGAUUGCUACAUUCUUGUGUGUGAAAAUCUGGAAUGGGACAAUUCCACAUGGAAUUUUCUGAAGAAGAAGUUACGGAAAACUGCUGAGGUAUAUAUUGCGGUUAAAAACUACAAAUUUUUAAAAUUAAACCUGGUUGCUGCAGUGUGAUAGUAGUAGCUUUCCCUAUCCGAGUAUAAGUUCUUUAUGAAUAAAAGUGUAGGGACUUAAUAAGAGGAAGGUGUCAGGUUUACAAUGUACACUGUGAGUGAUAGAGCUUUGCAGAAAGUUUUGUUAUUUUUAUCGUGUUUUAUUGGGGUUUCUGCAAGACUAAGAUUAGUAGUUUGCAGUUUUCUUAAACAAAAAGCCCCACUACUUCAUCAAAACUUACUGGAAGUGUGUGCAUUUUUUAGUACUUUUCUAAAUCCAGUGCUGUAAGCUAUAAUUAUGUACAUGUAUAUACAUUGCAGUGCUGGUAGCCUUUUCACCUGCUUACAACUUGGUACCACUUAUGUCUUUGCAGGUUGACAAAGCUGUUUAUAAUGAAACUUUGCUGUUUCCACUCCGCAAGAAGAAUAAAAGCUUGGUGAGUAUAGUUACUUUGUAUUACACUAUACUCAGAAUAGACCUUUGAAGGAUUAUUGUUUUUAUUAAGAUAAAAGUUUUAAAAACAAAAUCAAUGAAAAUGAAUACAGACAUUUAAACUAGGUUGAUUCUCAAUGUCCUUUGUCUCCUAGGCCUAAUUAUUCAUGAUUUAUUGCUCAGGGACAAAAGAAAAUGUAGAAUCAACCUUGGUUAACAAGGUUCUAGCAAGCCUUUACAAACUAGGGGUACACAAAGAGUUUGGGUAGCUCAUUCUGUUUGAAAAGCAGAUGGUUUUGUUUUGGGUCCAGGGGACCCAUUGGACUGGUCUCUGUAUCUAAAAACCAGUUAAACUCAUCACCAAUAGAUGAGCUUGGGUGCUGGUGCCUACAAAGUUGGUGGAGCCGGGCAAUACUCUAGCAUGAGGAGGAGGUAUCCAUUGCAACCCUGCUAGCGUCCCCCACCAGGCACCAUCAAACUGAACAAUUCAGUGCAAUACUUACCAACCAAUACUUACCUGGCCCUUACCUCAAGUCAAGAGGGAGAGAGGGAGGGAUGGGAAAAACCAAAGCACAAAAUGGCACGCAAACAGCAAGCUAUUACAACAACACUUUAUGAAGAACUGCAAGCAAGCAACUGCAUAUAUAAGUCAUGAGGUGCCCCCGCUAAAGGCAUUGGGCCACAUCCAGUAUACCUGGAAAAACUGGAGGUCUACCAGCAUUGCUUCAAGGUUUAAUAACUAAAGUUUGCCUAAAUUACAUUUAGCCACAUAAAAUGUCUUACCCAGCUACAGAGACAUCAUAUUUUUCAAUGCUCUGGGAGGUGAACUUUUAUGUUAAACUUUUAUGCGUGCAUGUUUCGACUUUUUGGGGCAAAAAACUUGGCGGGGGGGCGGGGGGAGGGCACCUGGCCCCUCCCCAUGCUACGGCCCUGGUUAAAAUAUUUCAUCCUGAAUUUUAUUUUGACCUGUAACACAUAUAGUCAUGUUUAUACUGGUAAUAGACCCCUUUGGGUUGUGUUUUCUUUUGUUUUUCUGAUCUUGAAUAUCUGCCCUUUUUUUUAUAAAAUUUGUGAUAUUUUUACAUACAUACACAUGCAUUUGUAUGUGUAAGUAAAAAUUUGAAAGAAUCAGUAAUUAUUACGGUAUGCUCCACCUUAGGUCCAUGCACCUACAGGACCUGUGAACAGAGAUUAUGAUGAUGUUAGACGUUACUACGACGCAGCUGUGAAUGGAAUCAAACGGUGAGUAUUUUUUUAAAAAUUUUUCCUCCAGUGUGUUAUCUCUAAAUGAUUGCAUUGCCAACUGUAAAGUUUUAAUGUGCCUUUCUCUACUAAGUUUCAAAAAUUUUGUGAGAAAUAUACAAAUGGAUCAGAGAAAAAUUGAUUCACUUGGACUAUAACUUGGUUCAUCAUGCAAUAAUUAAGUUACAGGGACCAGCAGGUGAGUCAAAGAGCAUAUUUAUAGCCCUGAUAGUAAAAGCCACCUUUUUCAUUCAAGUGUCAUGGGAGUGUGAUAUUAUUUAGUGCUAGAGACGAUGUCAGUGAAAUUUAAGAUAUUUUUUGUUGUUGUUGGUGUUCAAUAAAUAUGUCUCAAUAAUUAUCUCAGCCUGGAAUUUUUUCAGACAACUUUGUUUUCAGUGUGUGAAGUAAGACAUACGGUUUACAUUUGUAUAGAGUAAAUUUAAAUGUUUUCCACCAUAUUACUUUAAAAUAUAUAAGUAAUUUUUUAUGAUCAAAGCCUCAUAUCUUUCAGGUUUCUCUUUUAACUGUUGACUUUAUCAUCCAGCAAAAUGCUUAUGAAGCCUCCUAAGUUUUCUUUUUGUAAAAUAAAUUAAUGAUUGGAGCAUUACUUACAGGGCUUUGAAGGCUGGUAGUGAGUCUCCCAUUCUGGUGACUAUACCUGGUGAAACAUUCAGCAAUGCAUGGUCUGUGUCAUUGCUUGGAGCUCUUCAUCAACUCUAUGUGGUGAGUUUACAAGGUGCAUUCAUUCCACAAGGAUAUUCUCCUUAUUGCCACAUCUAACUGCCGCCUUGUCAGCUGUCGGUUCUUAGCCAUAUUCUGCCAAGCAGAGGUUCACGGAUUCAGCCUCCGCUGAAGCACUGCGACCUUGUCCUGUUUAGCCCUCUUAAGAAAAGAAUUGUUUGAAGGGAGGGCUGUGCUCUAACAAAGCCUGGUUGCCCCUGGUGCCUUACUUUUGCUCUUGGGCAACUUUUUGGUAGAAAUCCCAUGCUGGUUACCCUGAAUUUCACAGGUUCAGACCUCCGGUCUCUCUUCAAUUUUUUCCAAGAGCACAGCCUUGUAGCUGUUUGAAUAGAGCAGUGGAACCAGGGUGUGGUUUAUCUUCUAUCUGUACUAGGGUGUUCAGUGUAGGCAACACUUACAUUAUAAUCGAGCCUGGCAGCUUUGUUGUGUCGGCAUUACUUUCUAUUGAAUUUAAAGGAACAGUAUCCCGUUACUGCGCAUGCACCAAACUAUGAUUUUUGGACAGGAUGUCCCGAAAUCAAAAGAUGUGUGGAGAGUAAGAGAACCUUGAAAAAUCCGUUUGCAUCGCGCUUGGUCAAGUUCAAUACUACACUAAAACUUCUCAGGAUUACAGAUCAAUGAUAUAUUGUUCCUGUUAAAUUUCGAUUUGGGCCAAAUCUGGAUUUUUUGGCGUUACUUUUAUUGCCGUUGGCCGGAGGACCAAAAGAUGAGAAGCGCUUUAAUGCCGAUUGAAGGCUUAUUUCUUCUGCUAGCUUCCAUGCAAGCUCAGAUAAUUGUGAAAGGAAUACGCAGAAAUGAAACAGCAACAAUAAAGACUGUAAGAAAGACUCUUUCUCUUUGUGACUGAUCAUGAGGAGAUCUUGUGGAGGGGAGCUUCGUGAAGCAGCAUGUUUUGCAACGACGCGUUAGUAAACUUUUAAAUGAAUCUCCCUACGGCCGACAAAUUCAAACAAACAGGCCUUACAUGUUUAGAAAAACUAGUUCCAUGAAAUCAUAAUAUAAUUUUUGACUAACGUUUGCGGUUGAUUCAUAGCGUUGAGAUUGCAUUUUUAUUUGUGUCUUUCCAACGUUUGAGGCUAGAACGCGAGCAAAUCAGGCAGAUAUUACUGCACUUGGAACAAUUGACCUCUGACACGAGUUUCAUAUUAGAAAAUCUGUUUUUAAAGCGAGCGGAAAGAGAUUUUCGGGUCACGAGGCGGCCCUGCUAGCGAUAAAAUGGCGAUGAGUCUUCGUGCCGCGAGCCAAAUUUUAAAUAAGACGAAAGAUUUCUUCGAAAGUUUGAAAUAUUGCCUGAGAAUAUAAACAACAAAUCUCCGUCGGCGGUGCGGUCCGGAAGGAAAUCUUGUCGAGUCAAUUUGACAGGUCUAUUGUCUUUUUGAAGAAAAAACAGAUGACGCUCGCGCGUGCGCAUAAUCGGGACACUGUCCCUUUAAGAACGUGUUCUAAAUCUAACUUUGUACAAUGUAAAUAUUUCUUAUUAGCCCUUAGAGUUGAGAGAAGCCCGUCCUGAUAAGAAGCAGAAAGCGAAACAGCUUGGAGUGGUUGUUCUUAAUGAUGUGAGUUGCUAGACAUAUACCUCUUGUCAAGAUUGAGAUGUUUUAAGUUAAAAACUGAUUUUGAUUAUUUUGUGGGUAUAACCACAUGCACUUUUUCUUAGAGUUGCAACUUGGAGUAUGUCAAAGCCAUUGAUUCUGGAAGGUAGGAGACAUGUUUUGUUGUUGUUGUUGUUGUUGUUGAGUGGUGUGAAAUUUUAAUGAGCUACAAUUAUUUUUUGGGGGGGGGGUGUAGCAGAAUUUAGUUAUUUAUGUUGCUUGAGAAUAUGUGUAAAAAGCUUUGCACAAACAAGAAUUUUUUUUUGCACAUAUUAACAUGUAUUUCUUUAAAAUUUAGGUAUGUCUGUCGAGACAUAGGAGGAUCAGACCCGGAAAGAAUGGCAGCUCCUCGUGUUGAAGAAUAUCUAAGAGAAUUAUUUAAAGAUCCUAAAAGUCCUGUGAAGGUUUGCAUUUUUUAUAUUAUAGUAACUUAUUUGUAAAAUGGAACAAUUAAUUCUUUUUUGUCAGUAAUGUUGAAAUUUUUGGUUAUUAUUAUAAAUCUAACAAUUCUCCUGUCCCCAGUGGUGAUGCUAUUGAUAAUGUUGAUAUCAAGCGAGUGAGUCUUCCCAUUGUUAUGUAUCAACCCUUUAAGCUCCAGUAUAUCCACAUAUAUGAAUUCCCCAGACUGUUCUUCUUACAUUUCCUUCAAUAUAUUUGGUUAUUAAUUUAAUAAGGGAUUUGAUUAAAGAUAAAAGCAUCUCCCUUUGGUGACCGUUUUGUGAAUUCUCAUAUUAACCAGUUUACUUGAUGAUGUAUUGAUAAUUAUUGUUAGCAGAAAAGUGAUGUUAGUCACUCUUGAAACUUUCAGGGUAAAGUGCAAAUUUUCAUGUCUAUUGAGAAUUAGAAUGAUUUUGAAGGUUCAUUUUAUAAAGGCCUGAUUAUUAAGACAAAUUUUCUGUCAUCACCUGCAACACUUAUAAUAAUGUGGAUGGUUUGUUGAGAGUUCACAAUUUUUGUCCUGGACAGAACAAUCUUAAAUUAGGUGCCGCAGACAAAAUUUGCCUACACUUAUGUCCAGGACUGUCAACUCUGCAAUGAAAUUUACAAAAUUAAUGAUUUUUUGCGAUGGCCUUGCAAAAACUGCAAAAUUUGCAACCGGACAAAAUCAACUAAAUAAACAAAAAUGUGUUUUUUUCGUCAAUCAUUUGUUGUAAAUCCAUUAUUCUUUCCAUAACAAAUGCGAGUGUUGUCAGAUGUACAUGUAAUGGCCUGAUAAGAGACCGUAGCUUUCAUGAGUAGGGAUAAUUAAUUUUGUUCAAGACAAAAAUUGUCACCAUACAAUUUUUGGUUAGAAGUUUCAAAGAUAUAAAUUCUGAUUUUGUCUGCUAGUGUGGAAUUGCCCUUACUUUAGACUUUCUCAAAGUCCUUCACUUCUCAUUUCCGCUUCCGGUAGUUGGCCCCAGCAUGAAAGACUUUUAUCUCCUGCAGCACGCCAAAUUUACAGGAGGAAUUUUUCUCCUGUAGGUUUUAUCCAAUCACGAACGGUUUUACUGAUGCGCCUUCAAUCAAACCCGAUCACGCUAUAUGAAACGUGACUUGAACUGUGUUGAUCCAAAUUCAGUUGAUCUGUGUUUUUUUUUUUUUUGCGGGCUGCAUUUUGAUUUCGUUUUAUCGCCUGUAUUCAAAUAGUUCGCUCCAAAAUGACGUCACUUGAUGAGAUUUUUUGUAGUGGAAACAAGUCGCGCUCCCGCUCUCUGGCUUAUAUUUUGCUGCAGAAAACAAAAAUAUCUACCGCUCGCGCUUCAUGCUCAUGAAAAAAUUUGAGCUCGACUUGUAGGCAAGUCUACCCUUACUUCAGCUCUACCUGCUAGUGGAAUUAAGCCCAUGAAAAAAAACAACAACAAAUAACAAAAAAAACCACACGCCUUCCUUUUUUUUCCCACUUUAAGAACAUUGUUUUGUGGAUAAUGUACAUGAAAAUAUUAGUGUUAGUAGUAGGACGAUGUAAGUGCAUGCACUUAUAUAUUUUAUUAGUGCACAUGUUAUUAAUAUUGUUUGCAACUUUUAUUUUGUUUAAAGUUUAUUAAUAUUUUUAAACAGACAAAAGUUUAAUACUUUACCUUUUUUGUAUUUCUUCAGUUACAUAUUAAGUGAUUUGUUUAUUCUUAUACAUGGUUAUAAAAACCAGAGCAUCCUUCUUAAAAAUAAACAAAUGUCACAAGUUAAAAUGCUGUUUAUUACUUUACAAUGGGUUCACAGGUUACAGUAAUCAAAGAUGUUAAAGAGUUUGAAACAAAGUAUCCACUUUAUGCAGCAGUCAACAGGUGUUCAAGAGGUAAAACGUAAAAUGUCAUUCCAGCCUGCAGUUGUUAUACCUUUUUCUGACCCAGGGAGUGAUUUAUUUGGUUUAUUUAAUUACAAUUAGUUAUUUCUCCCUAUGUGUUCUCCAUCAUUUUUUUUAGGAAGAGUGAGUGUAAUAAACUACUGGUAAGGUUUCAGGUUUUGUGAGAGAUGUUUUGUAUUUGUAUUUGUAUUUUAUUUUUUUUUACUCCAUCCUAUAAUACAUUAGUUGUACAAUAAUACAAUAGUUGUACAAUAUUAAUAAUACAUUAGUUGUACAAUAUCAAUUGGUACAAAGUUGCUUAAACUACGUGUAAAUAACGUGAGAGAUGUUCCAUAAAUUAAAAGCAAUAUCACAAUAAAUGUUUAUAUUAUUAUUUAUUAUAUAGACACGAGUGUUUUACCGGAAAAUAUACCACUCGUAAAAUUCAUAAAAACUACAUCCGUGACCUGAGUGGUUUAUUUUCCAUAAUCUCACACGUGAGUUUAUCGAUGACGUAAUUUUGGUAAUUUCCCUCUAUUAUUUUAUCGAUGUCAUUUUGUCUAUGUAAUAAAAAGAACAUUACACAGCGGCUUGAAGAUAUGAAUUUUAUUAAAUCUCGUGGCAAAAACAAUGUUUUACUCACUCGCUGCGCUCGUUGGUAAAAUAUUGUUUUGCCACUCGAAAAUAAAAUUCAUAUCUUCACGCCACGAUAUAAUAUCCUCUAUAUAUUAUUAUUAUCACAUUUUUUUGUUUAUCUAUGGCCUCUCUUAUGUGAUUUGCAUGUGCCAUCAUGGUUCAUAAACUGAAAGACAAAUAACUUGUUAAUUAGCUUCCAUGUUUAUGUGUUAUUAAGCUAUUGAUAGGCAUGCUGGCAGAAUAAUUGAUCUGGAAUAUGUACCAGAGGGACCCAUUGAAGAAACUGUCCUUCUAGUAGGGAAGGUAUGUGGAUUUAAUUAGCCAGGGCUGUAACAAAACAUACAAUGCACUGUGAAAUACUUUCUUUUUGGACUUAAAUUCAAUGAUAUUUUAAAAUUAACAACACCUUACAAUUUUAUAGUAUGGUUAGUAAUGGCAAAUCAAACCGUAUUUAUUCGAAUAAGCGCCCAACCUCGAAUUAGCACCCACCUCAAAUAAACCCCACCCCCACCCCACUCCCUCCUACACAAACUCAAAUAAGAGAUAACAAGAGACCCUCCCAAAGAUGGAAUUUUUGUCAGUGUAUUUUACAGAAACCUUGCUUUGUUACAUCUUUGCUUGUUGUUAUUACCAUUUAUUGUUUUGUUGCAAAAUAAACACACUUAUACUUGCUGAGAAUGAGGAAAAUUUAAUAAGCGCCCAGCCUCGAAUAAGCACCCACCUGGAAUAAACGCCCAUUCUCAAGGUCCAAAAAUUUAGUAAGCGCUCAGGGCAGUUAAUCAAAUAAUGGGUAGUAUAUACUUGGCUAUAACUGAUGUCUUUCCUUGGGGCAACCCCAUCAAGGGUUCUUUCGUCUGCGUUACCCAGGUUGUUAUACAGUAGUUUACAAGAAGUAAGAUAAAGCUCUUACCUCAUCAAGAUUUUAACCCAAAAUCAGUUGAACAAGAUUUACUUUGUAAAGAAAUACCGUAUGAAAUAUUGUGAAGUCUUCCUCUAAAUGACUUUGUGUCGCAGGGAGUAUUUAAUAAUACACUACAUUAGCUUUGCCCUUCAUAGAAUUACAGUAGAAGCUCUCGUAAGCAGAAACCAUCAGGACAUAAAGAAGGUGUCCAUAACUGGAGCUGGCCACUUACGGGAAUGUAAAAAUACAGAGUUAGUAUGGGAGUUGAGAAAAACAGGGUUUUGAGAAGGUAGCCGUAAGUAAACCAAGCUUCCCCACUUUAUACUAGAAUGUCUGUUUGGAGAGUUUCCACUACAUAUUGUCCAAUUUAUCAUCCCAGGGUGUUACUUAUGAUACUGGAGGAGCUGAUGUCAAGGCAGGUGGACAUAUGGCUGGAAUGAGCAGGUACAGUAUCAUAUUGAUAAAUUAUACAUCUAUAAUAUUAUUAUCAUUCUGUGUCAUUUCAUGUCCUCCAUUUGUUACUAGUGAGCUGCAAUGAUGUAACUUCCUACAAAUGCAAUAUACGGCCGAUUAUAGGUUGCAAAAAUUUAAUAUUUAAGUCAGAUCAAAAUGUUUUGCACCUCUUUUCACCCAUACAUGAAUGGAACUGUGACACCAAAAUAUUCCCAACCUUUUAUUAUUUAUACACUGGAUUCAUAUGGGUCAUGGAAAACCUGGAAAGUUUAUAUGUAAUUUACAAAUUUCAUUUUCCGCAGGCCUGGAAAGUCAUGAAAUUUAAUUUUUGGUCAUGGAAAGUCAUGGAAAAUUUAACUUCUGUUUAAGUCCACUGCAGAUGUCACAGCAUGGAGAACUGUGUUAGUGACAAGUAAUUGAAUAGCGUUAAUGGCAUGCAUUUUGGUGGACACCAACAAUUUUGUGUCCGUUGAACUGAGUUACGUGAAAAAGAAUCACCAAAAACAAGGAUACGUUUGAAAAUUUGGAAAGUGGCAGCUCAACCUAAGUUCAUAGAAAACUGGAAAAAUUCAUGGAAAAAGUCAUGGAAAUUCAUGGAAUUUAAAGAACCCGAAAGAGUAUGAACCCUUCUUAACAACUUAUUACCUUUUAAGGGUUAAUGUGCAGAUCUUGAGUAAAGAAAUUCAAAAGCAGUUACUUCAAAAAUUAUUUUGAUGUGGAAUAUUAAUUUAUGUGGAUAUUUGGGAAGAGUUUUGUGGUUCACCUGUGUUUCAAUGUGUCAUUGCAGCCUUAUUAAAUUAUACAAAGACACAUCAUUGUCAUUAUACAUGCUUUUAUGCUGCCAUUUGAACGAAAACACACUUACAACACUGCAAGGGACUUUGAAAGAAAUUAUGUCAACUUGGGAUUGACUGAAUAAUACAGGUGUAGUUGGAUUAAGGACGUUCGCGCUAAUUGUUUCUGCGCAUCCCUGCAGCGCACAUAAUUCAUAGCGCAAUAUCACGCCACGUCGUGCAUCGAGCGCGUGCGCUGAGAAAACUGUCUAAGCACAUAUAGGGCUGGUAGCCGUUGCAUUAACUUCGCUUGCAAUUUACUUUCUUAAAUGGUCGGUGACACCCCAUUUUUUUCGGUAGACCACUUUCUCUUCCACUUUCCGAUAGAUCGUGAAAAAAUGAACAAAAAAUCAAUGUGGGAAGGUAAAAAAUUUCCAAUUUUUCUGUGUACGCGGCGUCGAAUUUUGGCAUUUGUGCGGCUGUUAGGAGAGUAGAAAUGUGUCUGCUAAAUGAUAAAAUCAACUCUGAGGAAGUUUUUAGUUCACCGAAUUUUGUUUAUGGAUCCACAAGAACAAUAAUUGGUGGAUAAAAUUUCAAUUCAGGGAUUUAUUUAUAAAAUUUUUGCACAAACAGGCACUUUAUCCGUAUGCAGUAACGAAGCCCGAUUUCUCAGAUUUUGGGUGAUAUUUUGAAGAUCAUAUCUCCGAAACGAAUUUGGUGACCCCCCAUUUUUUUUACAUUUUUGACAUGAGUAACCCAUAAUCUCAAACUGGUGAAAGUUUCAGAAAAAAAUCAAUGUUAGAAGAUUUUCGCACGAACGUCCUUAAGACAAUCCGCUAGAAGGGUAGGUGUUUAAAGCCUGGUCAAAAAACCUGAUUUAUUUUUGUUUUCAAGGGAUAAAUGUGGUGCUGCUGCUGUGGCUGGGUUCUUUCAGGUAUACGUUUAUGUUUGCACACCAGUGUAUUCAUUUUUAAAAAUCUUUCAAUUAUACUGGUUUCACUGUUAAUUUGAACCUCCAUAAAGCGGCCAGUAAUCCCAAAAUAGAAAAGAAUGGGAACUUAAACUAAGCAGCCACAGCCACCUUUUGGCUGUCCCAAUGAGAGUUCUCCUGUUGUUAUCACCUCUAUUAAACGGCUGUCUAGCGCUUGAUACAUGUACAGUGUAGUUUGGCGUUAUUUCAAGAAUAUAAUGAUGAAAGAAAAUUAAUACAGUCCGAGUUAGAGGGUGACGACCCAUUGUACAUGUGGACCAUUAUUAUGUUGCUCCUGCCGCGUGUUUGUUUUGAAAAUAAAGCUCCUGCCGCGUGUUUGUUUUGAAAAUAAAGAGAUGUUUCUGCUGAAGAUUAUGUUUAUGUUAGCUAAUUUAUGACGAAGCUUCUUUGAGUGGCCAACCUCUAUAAAGCAGUCUCUUGCCAGUACAUUGAGGGUGGCCGCUUUAUGGAGGUUCAGCUGUAUUAAUAGCAUUGAUACAAAUAGUUAGUGCUUUUUUAGUUAUUAAGAGCUGGAAAAUUGAACAAUCUUUCUUCAUUAGCCCCCAACUUAGUUCACGGAAUUGUUAAAUCUAUUAAUAAAAUGAAGCGUGCAUAACUUAUGAUUAAAAAAAUUAAACCAAUUGAAUCAAACAAUUUGGGCCAGCUGUGAAAAUAUAGAUUAUAAUCACUUGUAAUGUCUAUACUGACAACUGUCGACCGGUAUGAAGUUGUCCAUGAUCAAAGAGCAACAUAAUAAUUACAGAGAGAAUAAAAAAUUUUAUUAAGAAAAAGUAAAUGUAACAACGUUUUGUUCAAGAAAGUUCAUUAUUAAUGUAGUUAGUGUAAGAAAAAUGUAUGCUAGCUAACAGUCUAGUUUUUGCCGUCGAUAGUAGUCAUAUUCUUCUGUUGUAUUAUUACCAUGCAGACUCUAGCCAAACUUAAGCCAAAAGGAAUUAAAGUCCUAGGGACAAUGGCCAUGGUGCGCAACAGUGUAGGAGCAGGUAAAAUGUACUAAACUAUAUGGGUUCGCAGAGGGAGGCAAUCGUUCUCCUAGAAUCAUACAUGCUAAUCUGUCAUAGCUAAAUAAGAGGCUUGAGUUAGUCUGAAAAUAGCAGCUAAACAUUAAGUUUUAUGAUUGACAAUAUCAUUGUAGUAAAUAAUUAAACUUAAAGAAAAGAUUCAAAUUAACAUAAUAAUAAAAUAUUAUAUAACAAUGUAGGAAUGUCUGAUCAGAGUUCUCUAGCCUAAUUAGAGUUUAAAUAUUGAGUUCAUGAUACCCAGUCCUCAUUCUUUUGUAGAGGGUUAUGUUGCUGAUGAGAUCAUCACAUCUGCUGCUGGAACCAGAGUGAGGGUUGGGAACACUGAUGCUGAAGGGCGUAUGGCAAUGGCUGAUGCAAUUCACCAUAUGAAACAGAGGGUAACCUCUUUUUCUUGCAGAUACAUUUGUGUUUUCAUGUUUAUUCUCAGCUUAAGGCUUUUACAGUAUAAGUUGAAGAACUGUAAUGCUCAGUGGAGGUUGAGUGUCUGGGAUAUCGAGGGACUUUCACUUUUGUCACAGCGCCCAUGGCUGGUUAAUCCAAUUGCCUCCUAGCCAUGAAUCCCCACUCUUGACACCUGUCACACUGACUGGUCAAUGGAGAAACGUAAUAAGGGACAAAAAAUAAACAGAAGGGAGGAACCAAAAGGAUGAACCAUGCCUAUAGUGGCUACCACUGUACAACACAUGGAGGGCUAUGCAAACAAUUAAAGUAGACUGCACCUGUGUGCGCCUAUGUCACCAAACUGACCACUUAUUGAUAACAGAGAUGACACUCUUUGUUUUUAACUGGAUUUGUCUCACAACAUUUUGGGUUCUUUUAAUUCUUCCACAGGCUCUCAAUGAUGACAAGGUUCCACUUAAUAAGGCUCAUAUAGUAACCAUAGCAACCCUGACUGGACAUGCUAUAAUUGCAAUGGGUCCUGCCUACUCGGUAUGUCAUAAAACGUUUUGUCUUCAUCGUUAGAUGUUGUCAUUGUUAUCUUUGUUUAUUGUAGACAUUUUUGGUCUGUGAAAUACAAUAUGAUGUGGGACUUGCCAUAUGUUAAAUUAAAGUUUUAGGUUUUGGUCUGGCCUAGAAUCGAACUUUGGCAGGACAGGAAGGUACAUCACAAAGAGUUUUGGUGGUUUGAAAUUCACAGGGCUUAUAGAAUUGGUCAGGGAAAAAAAGUCAAAAUUAAUUUUGCAGGAUUGUGUGGGACAGAUUCCCGGAAAAAUUGGCCGAUUUUGCAGGAAUCUUCAGGGCAAACUUCACAUAAAAGCAAUCGGUUAAAAGUGGCUAAUUUUGUGGGAAUUUUCGGGACAAAUCAAUCGGUUUUGCGCUGAUCAGACCAGCGUUUUUAACAUUUUCUUAACAGAGGUCAUCAUUUGCUCUUUCAACAACAAUAUGCUCCAGAAAUGAACCAAUGGCAAAGUUAAAUGGCAAAGCCUUUAUUAAACAUCAAGGCUAGUGCCCAGUUUUUCACAACAUAAUCAACACCUGGUAGAUUUGGGACAUUGUUUGCUCCUUUCAGUGACAAAGCUUCAAGAUAAAUUUACAAGUUUACAGGAAGUAAACUUGCAAGUAAAGUUUCAAAAUAUGUUGUACAGAUGUGUAUUUGAUAAGAUUACUGGUGAAUCUUGUGGUAUUUUGCAAGUUUUGUGAAUUUUGCGGGAUUUUGAGGAUUUACCAGAAUUUCGCGACUCUGGGACCUCACGAAAUAUCAGAAGCCCUGAAUUCACCAUGUCUGUAUAAUCAAUUUUUAUAAAUAAUAGUUUUGUUUACCUAGCCUUGUUUACAUUAUAAUCAAAGUACAUUUCUUGUUAUUCUCCAUUAAUUUAACUGCUGUGAGUCACAACUCUAACUUACUUUGUUAUAUGCACAUCUGCUUUCCUGGAGCCAUACAUGUAAUAAUGUCAUUUAAUAAAGCAUCCUUUACUUUGUUUAAUAGAUUGUUGUUGACAACGGGCCUGCAGCUAAAGUGAAGUUUAGUCAGAAGAUCCAGGAAGGUACGUAGGGAUCUUGAAAAUUAAUAAAAAUUAUUUUUGUCUUAACAUCUCAGAGCUUUAAAUUUAGCACCAUUAAGUUGAGCUGUCCACACUGCCAAUUGCACUUAUGUUGGAGGUGAUGACAUUUCAAUAAAUUGCAGUGCAAAAAUUUACCAAGCUGAAUAUCAUUCUGAGUCUAGUUUGCAACUCACACUGGCUUUGAAAAAAACCUGGAUCAUCAACCCCUGUAAUAGGCUCGAUUACCAGCUGCUGUUCGGGGAAAUGAGCCCGCACUCAUCCCCCGAAAGAGCGGCUGGACGCGUGCGAUUUCCUUUGUUGGCUUAAGCCAAUCAUGUUACCGCCUGCAGAUUUUCGUCUGGCAAAGAUUGUCGCAGAAAUUAUCAAAUCAAAACGGAAAGUCCUCCCUUGAUCCAUCGCAUGGCGAAGUGAUUUCGACGGCCCGGAGACACUAGGCGAAAUUCUAGAGUCGGAAGGAACACAACGUUUUGUUCGAUUGUUUGUUGUGAACUUUUCUUUUAAUGAUCGUUGUUGGAGAGAUUUUUUCAAGGCGCUUUAGGUCUCGAUAACUUCGUUUGUUACACAUGUAACCGUCCACGUUUAUAUUUCACAGAGGAACAUUCAAUAUGCUUGAAAAUCUGUCUGGUAAAUCAGAAACUUUUCCAUUUAAUUUGGUCCGCUUCCAAGAAUCAGUCAGUUCGGACCCACAGAAGACGCAACCAAUAUUCGAAGAUCAAAGAAAAUUAACUACAUGUUGCUGUGUACAGAAGUGUACUGAAGAAUAUUUUUCACAAUGUAUGGAAACGUACUGAAACAGCUAUUUCGAAAGUCAUUUGGGUGGGUAAGGGAGCGCUUGAUGCAAUUUUGAGCCAAAUAAAUUAGAAAAUUGGGACCGGUUUCACUUCCAUUGACAUCGGAGACGCUUAAAUUAUCAAUUUUCCAAUUACAUCACAGACAAGGUCAACGGGUCACGCGUCCAGCCGUCUCUCUUCGGGGAGGAUCAAAGACCGGACCCGGGAGACGGCGGAAAUCGAGCCUACCCCUGUAACCGUCCAGGUUUUGUUGAUGCCUGGCUCAAAGUGCCUGGCAGGGAACCAGAGUGGUCAUGACAUAAUCCUCUCAAAACCUUUUUGCCUCCUUUUCAAAGUAAAGAAAAUCAAUAAAAAAUUAUUUAAUUCUUGUUUGUUGUAUUAUAAAGCUUGUUUGUCCUCGUCUCAAUUUUUGAUCUAAUUCUUGAAAUGUCCUUGAAAAUGUUGAUGUAUUAAAUUUUGUUUGUUAGCUGGUCAUGACAUGGGUGACCCCUUUGAGGUAUCAACACUUCGCAGAGAGGUGAUUAUAUAUUACUUAAUAAUCAUGUCACUUAAAGGCUAAUAACAUACAAUAAUUAUAGUUUUUCUGCAACAGGAAGCGACAAUUUUAAAUACAGUCGACUUUUGCCUCGCGUACCCCUUGCUAUGACAAACAUCUCACUUAAAAUAAUAACAGCAUCUAAAUCUCUGGCAAAAAUUAUAGACGUUCGACUCAUCAUGUAGGAUGCAAUACUUAUCUUACUCAGGUUAUAACAUCACUGGAACUCUUACAAAGAGUUGCUGUGAUAUCAUAAUAUAAUUAUCGCUAAUUUCUUUACCCAGUCAUUAGCAUAUUCCAGAGAUUUAACCGAGGGUCCUUUUUGAUGCAAAUUUUAUCUUUUUGCUUGUGCACAUGCAUAUGAAACUUGAAAACAAUGCCAGUGAAUAAUGAGGACGCUCACUUGUAAACACAAAAAAUUAAUCUGGUGGGAGAAUUGGUUAUAUUUGAGGCCCUAUUUAAAAGCCUUCCCUGUUUUCAAUGUUCUUGAAACUUGCAGGGUAUUUUUAUUGACAAUUGAUCUCAGAAUUGUUAAAUUUAUAAAAAAAGAUUUAUCAAGUGGUUUUUUUGAAGAAUUCGAAAUUUGUAGGCAUGGACCAAAUUACGUGAAAAAGCUGUAUUAACAAAAGCAGCUGAAUGCAAGUUAAUAGAAUUCUUCUUACUCACAUAGCAAUUCCCCUCUUUUUUUGUACACAGUUUUCAAUGGAAUCAAACCACUAUGAGAUGAAGCCACGUUUCCAAAGCUUAUCAUUUUCCUGAAAUAUUAUUUAGCUAAUUGUGUGGAUAGCAAGCUAUUUCAUUAUUUUUAUGAUUCUUAAAACUUCGUUUUAAAAUAUUCUGAAAACGCUCUCAUAGAAUUUGUUCAAACUUUGCCAUAAUUGAGGCAAUAAUGGCAGGUUCAUGCUCCCUUUAAUAAGCAGUUUCUUAAAAAAAAACUCCUGGUACAGAGAAACUCAAAGAUAAAUAAAAAACGUAAUGGCAUCGUUAUGUUGCCAUGGCGACUCUGAUUGCAAUUAAACCCAGAUCGUAAGAAAUUUUUGUCUUUAUAAUAUAAUACAGUUGUAGUAGCCUUUUUCCAUAUAUCUUUACUCAUGCCGACGUAGUUAAUGUUCAGACUUGGGAGGUAUCCCCCCUAAAAAAUGCAGUUUAGCCAUCUUAAGGAGGGUUUCACAUGCUCAACAUGUUUGUUAGACUCUUGUGUAAAGUGUAAACCAAUCACAGGGUAUACCAGGAGUUGGUAUACUAGAAUGAGGUAUUGAAAACAAUGUUUGCAGGCUCCACUUUUCCAUCUCUCCCCAGCCCCCACAGUUCUCAAUCCCCUUUCCUUGGAGCCUGCUGGAACAGGCAUUAUGAACUUACAAACAGGUGUUUUGGUCUAAUUUUGUACAGCAAAACUCCGCUAAUGGACACUGAGUGGGUCAUAGAAGUGUCCACAUUAAGUGAGUUGAAUUUACAGAAAAUGUCAAAGGACUGUCUUUCCCUAAGGAGAAAGUAAACUGUCCUUAAUAAUAAUGAGGUGUCCAUAUUAGGUGGGUGUCCAUAAAGUGGGGGUUAAUGUUGACUGUUAUAAUAAAAAAAAUUAUAAUGAACCUGUAAAGCUGGUCAUCUUUGAUCAUUUAGACAGCAGCAACAUUAUUACACCUUCUGCUUUCCUCAUUCUACUUGAUGAGCAAUUGAAAUGAUUAAUUUUGUUGACCAUUUUUUUAGGACUAUGAGUUUACAAAUGCCAAGUCAGAAUAUGCAGAUGUGUUGCAGUGUAACAAUGUACCAUCCAGUGGGACUCCACGUGGGCAUCAGUUUCCUGCCGCCUUUCUUAUAAGAGCAGCUGGAUUGGACAAGGUUAUUAACACAUUUUAACUGUAUUUGAUGAAUAAUGUAAUAAUGGAGUGCCAAAUGGAAGUGUUUCAGUGUACUUCGCAAGACAUGCUGACCCUCCAAGGGCUUUUUAGUCUCCCAUGCAGACCUUUUUAGGGCUCUGUCACACAUUUUUAAAAUCCCUGAGGCCCAAAGAAAGUCUGGGUGGGGUGCAGGUAUGGAUAUUUUCUGGUACCACACAGUAAAAUAAGCACCUUAACUCAAGUUAGUGCCUCCUCGUUCCUGGGUGCUAAAAAGAGCUUGCUGUUUAAUGUUUCCUGAAUUGUGGGGAAAAAGACAACUAAAAGCUUAGCUUACUACAGUGUUGAUGGGGUUUAAGAAGCAGAGAAAACCUCCACUGACCCACACACAGGUAAUGUUUUACUCGACCAGGAUGUCACUCACCAUAAUAUUAUGAAAACAAGAUUUAAAGUCACCCGAGUAUCAGGUGUGUCUGGGGGAAAUCUCCCCCCUACCCCCUUGCCCCAACCCCUAACGAAGGCCUACUACUUAGGCUAAAUUUACAGCUGUAAGCUGUUUCACCUUGCAAACAAUCUUGGAAAAAUAGGCCAGAAGGGACAGUAGCCAGAACUGAAAUAUGAAAUAUUUAAUUUAUUAUUUUAGCAUGGUACUGACUCCACCAAACCCAUUCGCUACUCCCAUUUUGACAUUGGUGGAUCAAGUGGUGAUUUUCCUCUCGUCCCAACUGGAGCUCCAUUGGUUGCCAUGGUUUCACACUUCUUGAAAGACCAUUGCUAAACAAAAGGCCCUUUGAAGUAACUGAAUUCACUUUAAAAUUAAACAGGCCACUGGGUAUUAUAAAAAGCUUUUCGCAGCUGUAGGUGUUUCUCUUUUUUUUGGUAACAAGGGCAAGGAGUUUCGUCAGAUUACAAGUAAGGGUAGUUUUGUUAAGAUUACAUUGAUAUUCAGAGAGUAGAUGAAUAAGAUGGGCUACCCUUUUAUAAUAGGUAUUUUCUAUGGAAUUGAAUAGAUAAUUUAUGACAAUGACACAAAAAUCUUGCAGUUAAGAAAAGGACAAUGAAAGGUGUAAUAAAAAUUAUAUUGGUGACAGGAGUUUGGUAAUAAUUUAUUGUAGGACAUUCUUUUGAUCAUUGUUUCUAUUAAUAAACAGGGCGUGGCUACUAAAUAAUGCUUCCAUGAGCUUUUGCAGAUUAAGUACAGGUCACAAGACUGAACAAAAUAAUAAGGUUUACUAUAGGUAUUUUUAUUGUUAAUGUGAGCAAUUCUACAUUUUAUGACUGUAGUCCAAGUGGCAA
Molecule: messenger RNA, 20393 nt
Organism: Porites lobata
Lineage: Eukaryota; Metazoa; Cnidaria; Anthozoa; Scleractinia; Poritidae
Source: the annotation of a GenBank genome assembly